Messenger RNA from Malania oleifera, 1090 nucleotides. RefSeq lists its product as uncharacterized. The transcript has a single exon. Bases 443 to 919 code for a protein of 158 amino acids. Lineage: Eukaryota; Viridiplantae; Streptophyta; Magnoliopsida; Santalales; Ximeniaceae. The record is from RefSeq and is a predicted model, not a curated record.
ACGCCAUGUGAUGAAUCAGCAAUGUGUAUACAAGAUUAGAUUAUAAAUUUAGAAUUAGCAGAACAGAGAAGUCAAAUUCUGGCAAAAUCACAAUCCCCUCCUAUAAAUUUUCAAUCUUGGCCUACACCUGCUUCUUAUUCAUUCUAGACUUGGUCCUUAUCUCCUACUUUUCCAAUGCUGUGUGCCAAUUUGUAUACUAGUACUAUUUCCCAUUCUCACGUCCCACCCGUCCUCACACACCUUCCUCUGUUUUAAAAUCCACCCUCUCUCCCCUGUUUUUUGGUAUAUAAUAUUGCUUCUACUAAACCCCUCAAAGCCCAUACCCAUUUCCCACACUGCUUGCCUUCCAUUCCAAAUCUCCAAGCUUCUUCGCCCUUCUGGAACUCACAUUUUCUCUCAUUACCUUCACACACCCUCUUUACAGAGCAAAACGGAGUUCAGCAUGAGAAACAGGGGAAACCAGAGCAGGUUCAUGCGGAUCAUCACAGUGCCCAUCAGAGUUCUGGGCAAAGCGAAGGACUUAUACGUCCGAAGCCUGACCAGUUGCGCCGACAGGGUGGGUUCCGGCGCCGCCGCCGGCUGCUCGUCGGGCGGGAUGUACACCCUCCCCAAGAGCUUCAGCGUCAGCUCCUCCAGAUCCUCCGACUCCGGCGAUGAUUUCAGGGAGCUCGUCCGGGCUGCCUCUGCUAAGCGACUGUCGAACCGAAUCGAAAUGGAUCUGUACUUGCAGCAGCAGAUCCGGAAACCGCCGGCGACUGGGUCGAAGGGCGUGCCCAGGAGCAGCAGUGUUGCGAUGGGGAGAAUCGACGAGGACGAGCCCUGUGAUUUUGAGGAGGGCAGUGUUCAUGCCAAGAACAAUUUGAUGUACCCGCGCAGCAAAAGCUAUGCCGUCGCUGAGCAGAAGAGCGAUUUGCUCUGAGCUUCGAGAUUUCGAAGAAUUAAAUUGUCUCUUAAGUUGUGUCUGGUUCUUAAUUUGCUUCGAAUGUGGGUGUCUGUAAACAGGAAUUUGAUGUUUUGGGCUGUCAUUCUUCAAUGGCUGCUCCUGUUUUUUUCUGCAGAGUGAAGAACAAAUAAUGCAUAAUUUGAAAAA